This is a messenger RNA of Linum trigynum, 3122 nucleotides long. The record is from the annotation of a GenBank genome assembly. NCBI's taxonomy places the organism in Eukaryota, Viridiplantae, Streptophyta, Magnoliopsida, Malpighiales, Linaceae.
CCACCGUACGCCAAUUGGGUUUUGCUAUUUAGAUAAAUAAUUAACCGGACUUUGGGGCAUGAUCCUAUAUCCUAACCUCUAAUGGGUGAACCCCAAUCCCUAAUUUUCUAACCCAAACUGCAAAUUUUGGUCAAUCUUAAAAUGAAACUCAACAAUAAUUUCGACGAAUCAGAAUCAUUGAUUUUCAUUUUUCAAGAUGAAAUGAAUCUUAUGUUAGGUUAGUGAAUUGGGGAUUGCGGUUCACACAUUGGGGGUUAGAGUAUAAUAUCAUUGUUUAUAAAUGAUUGUUAAGUUGUGUAUAUUGAAAAACAUUUGCUUUGCAGCAUAAGUGAUGAAUGUAUUUUAGAGACAUUUCAGCAGAUGAAAAGUCGUCGUGAUUCAUUGUAAAAUGACAUUGUGAACUUCAUAAAUUAAUUUCUUUUAAUUUCUACUUAAUUUUUUUAUUUAAUUAUUAUUCUAUGUUAGCGGCGACACACCUCUCCAACAAUCCUAGGUCCGCCACUGUCUCUAUUGAUCGAUUAACCGAAGAUGGUUGUUGCGUUACCUUUUGAUUCGUGUGGUUGUGGAAAGUCAUAAUAGAUAUCGAUCACUAACCUUCGAUUUGUUGAAGAAUUCAAUUAUGGUAUUUACCACAAAUUCAAAUUAAUUCUUUACCAAAAAAAAAACUGGUGUUACAUUCAUUCGUACAGAUCUCCGAAAGGCGACAGAAUUGAAAGGUGCUCAGCUCCGUUUAAACUCAACCUCCGAACGGGAAUCACCGAAUCAGUCAAACUGACUGUGCUGUGCGUUACGUUCGAGUUCAAAUUUCAAUAAUCAAUCGCAGUUAAUUAAUUAGUUUUAAUAUUUUCUUAAACCACCAUUCACCUGCAUCGAUAAAGCCACGUGCCGGUAUCCCGAAUUCCCAAACCAUAUAAGCCACUGUCGGUCGCCCACGCAUCCCCGGCAUCUCGCCCCUACACGUGCCAAUUUCCUCCCAAUCCUCUCCGCGCAUCCCUUCUCAUUUCUUUUCUACUCCAAAAUCCCUCUCCCCGAAACUGGUGCAAAUUUCCUUCCCCCCGCUUCAACCGCUUCCUUUCCGCCCUCUCUGCAUUUCCUCCACUUUCCCAAAAUCCACCGAAGACCACUCCCGCCGCCGCUACUUCCCGGCCGAAUUCGCCGCCAGAGGAACAGUAACCCUAGAGUCCAAUUCCCUAAUUAGACUCUGCUCCGAUGCUUCCACUCACCAAUUCUCCGCCGCCGGAGUCCACCAAGAUUAAAAAGCCCAAAAUCGCCCCUGCCGAUUUCAUCCCGAGGAAGAAUUCCUUCAGCUCUCUCACCUCCCUCCUCUCCCAUGCCUACCUAUCCCAGCCCCGCUCCUGGAUCUUCGUCUUCGUCCUCUUCAUCCAGAUCCUCCUCCUCCUCACUCUCCGCUCCGUCCCCUUCCACUUCCACGGCUUCCACCGCCGCCUCCCGUCUUCUCCCAGUCCCGCCGCCGCUGUCUCUGAGCCAGUCGUCAUUGCGUCCGCCGUCUCAGCAAGGUCCGACUCUGCCGCCGCCGUGGCGGUCGACGAGGAGACUUACUCGCAUCGCUGCGAGCAAGGGUACGUCUACGUUUACGAUCUCCCGAGCAGCUUGAACACCGAAUUGAUCGAGAAUUGCGAGAAAUUGAACCCGUGGAGCUCGCGGUGCGACUCCCUGGCCAACGACGGGUUCGGGCAGCAGGCGGCGGCGGGAGUUUCCGGCAUCGUGCCGGAGGAUUUGGCGCCGGCGUGGUUCUGGACCGAUCAAUUCGUGUCGGAGAUCGUCUUCCACAACAGGAUGAUGAAGCACAGGUGCCGGACCGCCGAGCCGGGCAAUGCGACGGCGUUUUACAUCCCGUUCUACGCCGGUUUGGCAGUGGGGAGAUUCCUGUGGCAGAAUUUCAGCCCCAAGGACCGGGACCGGCACUGCGAGGCGAUGCUGAGCUGGGUGAAAUCCCAGCCGCAGUUCCAGAGAUCCAACGGCUGGGAUCACUUCAUCACCAUGGGCCGGAUCACAUGGGAUUUCCGCCGCUCCGCCGAUCAAGACUGGGGGUCGAGCUGCAUCUACCUGCCGGGGAUGAGAAACAUCACGCGCCUCCUCAUCGAGCGGAACCCCUGGGACUACUUCGACGUCGGCGUCCCUUACCCCACGGGAUUCCACCCGAGAUCCGACGCCGACGUCCUCCGGUGGCAGAAAUUCGUCCGGGAGCGGAACCGCCCCACGCUCUUCUCCUUCGCCGGAGCCACGCGCCACUCGUUUAAAAACGACUUCCGCGGCGUCCUCCUCCGCCACUGCCUCAACGAGUCGGACGCCUGCCGCGUCGUCGACUGCGGCGGGUCCCGCUGCGCGAACGGCACCUCCGCCAUCCUCGAAACGUUUCUCGACUCUGAUUUCUGCCUCCAGCCGCGCGGGGACAGCUUCACGCGCCGGUCCAUCUUCGAUUGCAUGAUCGCCGGCGCAAUCCCGGUUGUUUUCUGGCGGAGGACGGCGUACUACCAGUACGAGUGGUUCCUCCCAGACGAUCCGAAGAGUUACUCUGUUUUCAUCCACCGCGACGAGGUCAAGAACGGGACAUCGAUUAGGAAAGUUCUCGACGGUUACAGCAGGGACGAAGUGAGGAGAAUGCGGGAGAAGGUGAUCGAGUACAUCCCCAAGCUGGUGUACGCGAGGAACAGCGAUGGGUUGGAGACGAUUAAGGACGCCUUCGACGUCGCCGUGGAUGGGGUGUUGAGGAGGUUCGAGGAGCAGAGGGAAAGGGGUUACAAGUGGUAAAAUUGUAGGAGGAAGUUGAGGUUAGUUUUGGGCAAUUUCUUCAAAUGGCGGUGGAUCGGGUUGGGUAAAUUCAUUUAAAGCUUUUUUAACUUUUUUUCUUGUUGUACACUAUACUCUGUUUUUGCUUUUUGGCCGGGGAACGGGUGGUGGGUCCGUGAUUUUUUGCCGGAAAGUGAAGGGAAGGGAGAAAGCCAUAAAGGCCAUGGCUUCUCCGUUUGGGGUGAUGAUCGGAGCCGGUGCCGGAGAGUUGAACGGACGGAAAGGUGAAUCGGGAGUUACUACAGUUGUGUGUACAAAAAUAAUUUUGUUGUAUUAUGUGUUGAGCAUGAGAUUAAAUUAUGGAGAUUGGU